AUGAAGUUGAAAGGAAAGGAGGAGGAGAGCUCCGACUACGAUGAAGGUUCAAAGGGGAAAAUGACACUUCCGCUUGCGCUGGUAGCGCUGCUGUCUGCAUUUGGAUCUUCUUUCCAGUAUGGCUACAACGUCUCUGUGAUCAAUUCUCCAGCCCCGUACAUGCAAGACUUUUACAACCGAACCUACUUCGACAGGAAUGGAGUGCCUAUGGACAGUGGCUUCCAGACACUGCUCUGGUCUCUUACUGUGUCCAUGUACCCUCUGGGCGGCUUGUUUGGGUCCCUCAUGGUGUGGCCUCUGGUCAACAAUUGUGGCCGAAAGGGCACUUUGCUGAUAAAUAACCUCUUCUCCGUUGCUGCUGCCAUCCUUAUGGGAACCUCAGAGCUAGCAAAAACAUUUGAAGUAAUCAUCCUUUCACGUGUUAUCAUAGGAAUAUAUGCGGGUCUGGCUUCCAAUGUGGUUCCCAUGUUCCUUGGAGAAAUGUCCCCCAAAAAUCUGAGAGGUGCUAUCGGGGUAGUGCCCCAGCUCUUCAUCACUCUCGGGAUCCUUGUAGCUCAAAUUCUUGGUCUCAACAGCAUCCUUGGGAAUGCCAAAGGCUGGCCCGUGCUGCUGGGGCUCACUGGGAUCCCAUCGCUAAUUCAGCUCCUUAUAUUGCCCUUUUUCCCUGAGAGUCCCAGAUACCUGCUGAUACAAAAGGGCAAUGAAGAGCAAGCACGACAAGCUCUGCGGAAGCUGAGAGGCUGGGAUGAUGUAGAUGACGAGAUAGAAGAAAUGCGCCAAGAAGACCAGUCAGAAAAGGAAGAAGGACAUUUCUCCGUACUCAGCCUGUGCACUUUCAGAGGCUUGCGAUGGCAGCUCAUCUCUAUCGUUGUCAUGAUGAUGGGCCAGCAGCUCUCUGGGGUUAAUGCGGUCUUCUACUAUGCAGACAGAAUCUUCCAGUCGGCAGGUGUGGACAACAACAAUGUUCAGUAUGUCACUGUGUCGAUAGGGGCCAUCAACGUCGUCAUGACUUUGAUUGCUGUUUUCAUCGUGGAGUCUCUGGGGAGGAGAAUCCUUCUCCUUGCUGGCUUUGGAUUGUGUUGUGUCUCCUGUGCAGUGUUAACUUUGGCCCUCAAUCUCCAGACCACUGUCUCAUGGAUGUCUUACCUCAGCAUAGUGUGUGUCAUUGUUUACAUCAUCGGCCAUGCUAUUGGAGCCAGUCCAAUUCCCUUUGUGAUGAUCACCGAGAUGUUCCUGCAGUCAUCCCGGCCUGCAGCGUUCAUGGUGGGUGGGUCUGUGCACUGGCUAUGCAACUUCACCGUGGGCCUCGUGUUCCUCUACAUGGAGGCUGGACUGGGGCCCUACAGCUUCCUCAUCUUCUGUGCCAUCUGCCUCGCCACUAUAGUUUACAUCUUCUUAAUUGUUCCUGAGACGAAGAACAAAACCUUCAUGGAAAUCAACAGGAUCAUGGCCAAGAGGAACAAGGUGGAGAUUCAGGAAGACAAAGAAGAGCUUAAGGAUUUCCACAUUGUCCCAGGCAGGCAGGCAGAAAAUAAAAUCUCCAGCAGCAAGCUGUGA
Messenger RNA from Haliaeetus leucocephalus (bald eagle), 1557 nucleotides. Its product is annotated as solute carrier family 2, facilitated glucose transporter member 5-like. Gene Ontology annotation, molecular function: hexose transmembrane transporter activity. Lineage: Eukaryota; Metazoa; Chordata; Aves; Accipitriformes; Accipitridae. Gene Ontology annotation, biological process: monosaccharide transmembrane transport. Bases 1 to 1557 code for a protein of 518 amino acids. Gene Ontology annotation, cellular component: membrane. The transcript has 12 exons. The record is from RefSeq and is a predicted model, not a curated record.